Molecule: messenger RNA, 537 nt
Organism: Chaetomium globosum CBS 148.51
Lineage: Eukaryota; Fungi; Ascomycota; Sordariomycetes; Sordariales; Chaetomiaceae
Exons: 3
Coding region: 1-537 (178 amino acids)
Source: RefSeq, a predicted model, not a curated record
AUGUCAGCUUUCCUCUUACAAGAAACUACCUGUCCCUACCCAACCUUCAUCUAUUCAUCUUCCUCUCUCUCCAAACCCGUCAACGAACCUGACCAGCUCAACACCGAAACCCAGUGCUCAAAAACACCGCGAAAGAGCUUUACAAUUUCCGCUGCAUGUGGUCAGCGACGCGACCUUUCCCCGAUGGGCCCAAUGGCACGGGCUCGUCUCUUCGGGUUUUCCGAGUCGGAGCCCUUUAAUGGUCUUGACAAACAUCGUUUCGACCCCCACGAUCCGUUGCAGGGUUCAGAAGCUGAAACUUUCCGAGAGUAUUGGGCUCAGCGCAACAAGACCCAGAUUGCCCGGGCCGUUCUGAAGAGCAAGGCUAACCUGGAAAAUCCUACAAAGGCGCUUAUUAAUGUAGAGGGAGAGGAAGAGGAGGAAGAUGCCUGUGGCGAGGAUACCAAAAUCGACGAGAACACCCGACGCCGCCUUGAAGAGGCUCGACUGAAUGCUCAGAAGAACAGCCAGAUGACCAAGGACCAGAAACGGCAUUAA